CACCAACUGCUCCUCCUCCCUCCUUAGUCCAUCAGAAUUCAGCAGCCUCUCUAGGGCAGGGAUAAGGAAAAAGAAUGGCUUUUCUUGGGGUGCUCUUGGUGGGAUUGCUCUGUUUGGGCUCAUCUGUUCAUGGAUAUGGUGAUGGCUGGAUCGAUGCGCAUGCGACCUUCUACGGCGGCGGCGACGCUUCUGGCACAAUGGGCGGGGCUUGUGGCUACGGGAACUUGUACAGCCAGGGCUACGGCACGAACACAGCAGCCCUGAGCACUGCCCUGUUCAACAGCGGGCUGAGCUGCGGGGCCUGCUUCGAGAUCAAGUGCGUCAACGACCCACGGUGGUGCAACCCGGCCUCGAUUGUGGUCACCGCCACCAACUUCUGCCCGCCGAACAAUGCGCUCCCCAACAAUGCCGGCGGCUGGUGCAACCCACCUCUCCAUCACUUCGAUCUCUCCCAGCCAGUGUUCCAGCAGAUUGCCCAGUACAGCUCUGGGAUUGUCCCUGUGGCUUAUAGGAGGGUACCAUGUCAAAAGAAGGGAGGCAUCAGAUUCACCAUCAAUGGUCACUCCUAUUUCAACUUGGUCCUGAUCACCAACGUUGGAGGUGCAGGGGACGUCCGCUCUGUUUCGAUCAAGGGCUCGCGGACCGGCUGGCAACCCAUGUCCCGGAACUGGGGCCAGAACUGGCAGAGCAAUUCGAACCUCGACGGACAGAGCCUCUCCUUUUCGGUCACCACCAGUGAUGGCCGGACUGUGGUCUCCAACAACGUGGCACCCCCCAAUUGGUCCUUUGGCCAGACCUUCGCCGGCCGGCAGUUCGUGUGAAUUUGAGCACGAUGUCUAGUCCCUCCAGGCUUCGCUAGUAGUUUAGGGUUCAAUCAGGACAAGAAUUGUGUAGUUAGUACUAGAAGCCCAUAGGGGGCAGUCAUGCAAAUUAAGACAUGAUGACAGGUUUAUUUUAGAAUGGCCUUUAUCAUGUGACAACUAAGGCCUUGUCUAUUCAGUUCUGGUCUACUUUAAAGAACAGAACAGAACAGUAAAGAUGGCUGUGGUGGGGGUGCUGAGUAAUGUUGCCACCCUUCAUGAGUCAACAGUCUUUUCAUUAUCUGGUUGUGUUGUAUUGUGUGUCAUCCACUGGUGAAGUUACCAUGGAUGGAGUAUUGUAAUGAGCCUAUUGUUUUGCCUUUUCAAAUGUCGAGUCAUGGUUUGUU
This is a messenger RNA of Eucalyptus grandis, 1207 nucleotides long. RefSeq names its product expansin-A15. Bases 75 to 821 code for a protein of 248 amino acids. The record is from RefSeq and is a predicted model, not a curated record. NCBI's taxonomy places the organism in Eukaryota, Viridiplantae, Streptophyta, Magnoliopsida, Myrtales, Myrtaceae. The transcript is spliced from 4 exons. Gene Ontology annotation, cellular component: extracellular region. Gene Ontology annotation, biological process: plant-type cell wall organization.